GUUGCUUUAGGUAGUGUUGUAUUGGUUGCUGAAAGUUUUAUCAAAAAAUAUACACGUAUUCCUGGCGUCAUCAUUAAAAUAGAAUAACGGUACCGGCGUUGAAGAGUUUUAGCCGAAUUAUUCUGUUAAAAAAUGAUUCCCAUACGAUAUACGCGUAACCUCUUUCUCAGAGCGAUUUGUGUAGUUUAUCUGUUCGCAUUUGCAUCUUUUUACAUUCAAAUACCAGGUCUUUAUGGUGAUAAUGGAGUAUUACCAGCUAGAGCUGUUUUGGACAACAGCAUGUACAAAACCUUCUCUGCAAGGGCUCAUUAUCAACCAACACUACUUUGGCUUGCACCAUAUCUUGGUUUAGAUACCAAUUAUGCUUUGGAUGUGUUAGCUUUGAUGGGAAUCUUCUUAGCUUUUACUGGGUUUAUAUCUCAGAAGAUGUGUACUAUUCCUUUAUAUGCUGCUUUGUGGUCUUUAUAUUUUUCAUUAUACCAAGUGGGACAAGUUUUUGUUACUUCACAAUGGGAUGAUUUAUUAUUAGAAACAGGUUUUCUAACACUAUUAGUAGCCCCUCUUUUGCCAGGAAAAAGGCGUGGAUCCAAGGGGACACCUAAGGAUAAAAUAAGUUUAUUCUUAAUAAAAUGGCUUUUAUUUAGAUUUUUGGUAUCAAGUGGGUUAACAAAACUUCUUAGUGGUUGUCCAAAAUGGUUUGAUUUAACAGCUAUGAGUUAUUAUUUUGAAACAACUGUUUUACCAACACCUUUAUCAUGGUACGCUCACCAUCUACCAUUAUGGAUAUUAAAAUUGAUGACAAUUACCACUCAUGUAGUCGAAAUAGUGAUACCGUUCUUAUUUUUUGUACCUAUAAGAAGUACAAGAUUAUCAGCGUUCGUUAUUCAGGUUCUGUUCCAAAUAGGUGUCUAUUUAACAGGAAACUUUAACUUUUUAAAUAUUUUAAUAACGACGCUUCUUGUGUCACUUCUCGACGAUCAAUUCUUCUUUGCGAAACCUCUAAAAAGUAACAAAAGUAAUGCAGUAAUGAAACUGUUAGGCACUGUAAUUAACAUCUUGAUUUUUGUCGCUUUAAUUGGUGCCGUCAUUGUACUCUUUAAUUUGAAGAUAAGCGGAAAUGAAAUUCAAUCAUCUGUUGGUUUUACUAGAGAUCAAUUCUCGAUGUUCGCCAAGUUAUCAAUUUUAUAUGGAAUAUACAUAGCGUUAGCUACUUUGGGAAUCACAAUUGUGAAUGCUUUUGGUUCUGCUAUCGCCGAUCAUCAUGGAAUGGGGCAAAAGAUUAGUUCGAUACUUCAAACGGGAUUUUACGCAUCAUUGGCUAUUGUUUUGUUCAUGGGAUCAACUUAUCCUUUAUCGACUCUUCAUAGCUCUACAAAUUCCACGGUUAUGUCCAAUGUCAAAGUUAUUCAUAAUAGACUGAGUAAAUUACAUGUCGUAAAUAAUUAUGGACUUUUUAAACAAAUACCGAGUUUUGAGGGGCGAAAAGAAAUCGUUCUCGAAGGUGCUGAUCACAUUGAUGGCCCCUGGCACGAAUAUAACUUUUUAUACAAACCUGGAAACGUUAAUUAUUCUUUGCCGUUUGUGGCUCCUUAUUCGCCAAGAUUAGACUGGCAAAUGUGGUGGACCACUCAAUCAUCUCCUGAAAAAGAGCCUUGGUUACUUUCACUGGUUCAUCGUUUACUCUUAGGUAAACCGGAAGUGUUGAACCUUUUAGACAAAAAUCAUAUGCCGUAUGCGAUAUUUGGAAAACCACCCAAAUUUAUUAGAGGAGUGUUAUAUAGAUAUAAAUACACACCAUGGAAUGAAAGAUGGGGUCAAAGUUGGUGGAAACGUGAAAAGAUCGGUGAAUAUUUUCCAGCUCAUGCUAAAGAUUCAGCGUCUUUGUUAGAUACGUUAAAAGCGAGAAACAUGUUGCCAAAUCCAAUUAAACGAGAAGUCCAUCCACUUUGGCAACAAUCUCUUGAUAGCAUUAGAUAUGUAACAGGAUACAUGGAAGCUAGUUUAUUGAUGUGGUCUAUCUUUACCGCUGGAUGUGCUAUUAUCACCACUACAACUAGAAAUAAAUAAGUUUUGGUUAUUCAACGAAAAAUCUACUUGCAAGAUUUGAUGGAUGUCUUAGUCCUUGUUGUAUUUAAAAUCAAUCAGGAUUAAUAAAGACGUAAAAAUAGAGUUUUCA
Molecule: messenger RNA, 2176 nt
Organism: Onthophagus taurus
Lineage: Eukaryota; Metazoa; Arthropoda; Insecta; Coleoptera; Scarabaeidae
Product: lipase maturation factor 2
Biological process (GO): protein maturation
Cellular component (GO): endoplasmic reticulum membrane
Source: RefSeq, a predicted model, not a curated record